Messenger RNA from Equus quagga, 813 nucleotides. RefSeq names its product lymphocyte antigen 86 (gene LY86). The coding region runs from base 11 to 490 and encodes 159 amino acids. Lineage: Eukaryota; Metazoa; Chordata; Mammalia; Perissodactyla; Equidae. The record is from RefSeq and is a predicted model, not a curated record. Gene Ontology annotation, biological process: innate immune response; positive regulation of lipopolysaccharide-mediated signaling pathway. The transcript is spliced from 5 exons.
CACCCUCGCCAUGAAGGCUUUCAUGGCUGCCUUCCUUGUCUGGACUCUGAUUUCUGCCAACGGCGGCGGCGGGGAAGCCUGGCCCACACACACAGCCUGCAGGGACGGGAGCUUGGAAGUGCUCUACCAGAGCUGUGAUCCGUUACAAGAUUUUGGCUUUUCUGUUGACCAGUGUUCCAAACAAUUAAAAUCAAAUCUCAACGUUAGAUUUGGAAUCAUUCUGAGAGAGGACAUCAAGGAGCUGUUUCUUGACGUGGCUCUCUUCACUAAAGGAUCGUCCAUUCUGAAUUACUCCUACCCAGUCUGUGAGGAGGAUCUGCCCAAGUUCACCUUCUGCGGAAGAAGGAAAGGGGAGCAGAUUUAUUAUGCCGGCCCUGUCAAUAAUCCUGGAUUUGAAAUCCCUCCGGGAGAAUACCAGGUUUUGCUGGAACUGUAUAAUGAAAAGCAUUCCACCGUGGCCUGUGCCAAUGCCACCGUCAUUUGCUCCUGAGCAUCGCGACAGCGCAGCCAGCUCAGUCCCGUGGGGACUCCAAGCUCCUCAAACCGAACCUGCCAUGUAAGAACAGUCGAUGCCUGAGGGAGCCUCCGCAGCAAGGCUCAUCCAGGUGCAGGUGCUGGUUUUAGCCCCAGGCCCAGAGGGCCCCAGACUCCACAGCUGUAAGGAAGCCCUGAAAGACCUGCUUCUGAGGCGCCCCCCGGCCAUCACUAAGCAGCCUCGAGGGUCCGUCCUUCUUCUCUAGUGGUUACCUCACAGCAGACCGAGCUGCUUUUCAGCCCUUUAGGAGCCCUCCUCAGUUACCCAGAAUAAAGAAC